GGAACUCCAUUGGCUGACCGUCUCGGAGCCGGGAGAUCUGAUUGGUUGAGGGCCGUGAGGCGACAUUCCGGAAAGGGGAAGAGCAGCCAAUAUGGCGGCGGAGCGCGGCUCGGGGCAGCAACAGUCGCAGGAGAUGAUGGAGGAACAUGGGCCUGUGAACUGGGCUGGUUUUCUUGGCCAAAUGGAUAGUGGAGCGUGGAUGAAGUUGACAGGCGGGUCGAAUCUGAAGAGUCGGGCGAUGAGGAGGGGAAGAAGCACACCAGUGGCAUCGUGGCAGACCUCAGUGAGCAGAGCCUGAAGGAUGGAGUGGAGCGGGGUGAGGAGGACCCAGAAGAGGAGCAUGAGCUGGCUGUGGACAUGGAAACCAUUAGCCUGGACCGAGAUGCAGAGGAUGUCGAUCUAAAUCACUACCGCAUUGGGAAAAUUGAAGGCUUUGAGGUGCUGAAGAAAGUGAAGACCCUCUGCCUCCGUCAGAACUUAAUUAAGUGCAUUGAGAACCUAGAGGAGCUACAGAGCCUUCGUGAGCUGGAUCUCUACGAUAACCAGAUCAAAAAGAUUGAGAACCUGGAGGCGCUGACCGAGUUGGAGAUUCUAGAUAUUUCUUUUAAUCUGCUGAGAAACAUUGAAGGGAUUGACCAGUUGACUCAGCUGAAAAAACUAUUCUUGGUCAACAAUAAAAUCAGUAAAAUUGAGAACAUAAGUAACUUACAUCAGCUGCAGAUGCUGGAGCUGGGAUCCAACCGCAUCCGGGCAAUUGAAAAUAUUGACACUUUAACCAACCUCGAGAGUUUGUUUUUGGGGAAAAACAAAAUUACUAAGCUUCAGAACCUGGAUGCCCUCACCAACCUGACAGUCCUCAGUAUGCAGAGCAACCGGCUGACAAAGAUCGAGGGUCUGCAGAACCUGGUGAACCUGCGGGAGCUGUACCUCAGCCACAAUGGCAUCGAGGUCAUCGAGGGUCUGGAAAACAAUAACAAACUUACGAUGUUGGACAUCGCAUCAAAUAGAAUAAAAAAGAUUGAGAAUAUCAGUCAUCUAACAGAGCUGCAGGAGUUCUGGAUGAACGACAACCUCCUGGAGAGCUGGAGUGACCUGGACGAGCUGAAGGGUGCCCGCAGUCUGGAGACUGUGUACCUGGAGCGCAACCCCCUACAGAAGGACCCGCAGUACCGGCGAAAGGUCAUGCUGGCCCUGCCAUCUGUUCGGCAGAUCGACGCCACCUUCGUCAGGUUCUGAAUCCACUGGCUCCUCACCUGGCCCCUCUCCUCACAAGAACUUCCCGGCCACGGUUUUUUAGUCCACCUGUUGCUCCUGGCAUCGUCAUUCUCAACAGUCACAACCCCACGGCAAUAAAAGGCACUG
Fukomys damarensis (Damara mole-rat) is the source of this 1362-nucleotide messenger RNA. RefSeq names its product protein phosphatase 1 regulatory subunit 7 (gene Ppp1r7). NCBI's taxonomy places the organism in Eukaryota, Metazoa, Chordata, Mammalia, Rodentia, Bathyergidae. Gene Ontology annotation, molecular function: protein binding. The record is from RefSeq and is a predicted model, not a curated record. The coding region runs from base 358 to 1236 and encodes 292 amino acids. The transcript has 11 exons.